AUGGGAUUUUAUUUCUUAAAGGAUGAGAAGAUCAAAAAUGUUUUGGGCCAUUUUCAAAAAGAUUUUGAAGGUGGAGUUUCUGCAGAAAAUUUGGGGGCAAAAUUUGGUGGAUAUGGGUCAUUUUUACCUACCUAUGAACAUUCUCCUCCAAGAUUAUCAUGUCCGAAGAUACCACAAAAAAACACCGGCAUCAACCAACAAUUUUUCUAUGGAAUUUACUUGAGUGCUGUGGAUUGUAUUACCAUACAGGAUGCAUCUCAGAAUUUGAAAGCUCCUCCAAAUGCACUCCCAACUGGGAGAGCAAGGAACAUUUCCUGCCCAAGUGCCAAUAUUGCAGCUAAUCACGAUUCACAUUUGACUUCUGCUCAAGUUGUUGAGAAGUCUGCCUUGAAGGAUGAGAGUUUUAACAGAGCAAGGAUUCCAAGUGAUCAGAAGACAUUGAAGGUUCGAAUUAAAAUGCGGUCUGAAAAAAAAGCACAAAAACUUGCUGCAAUCUAUAGCGGUCUUGGGCUUGAUUUUUCUCCAUCUUUGUCAUUGGGUGACAGUCCUGAUGAAUGUGGAGGAACAUUAAUGGUAUCUCAAGAAACCACCAGCAAAUCACCCACUAGAAUUCUCCAGGUAGAGGUUUCUUUUGGUUCUUUUCAGUCUGCUAUGCUUAUCAAGAAAGGAAAAUCUUCAAUGUUAAUAGAUGAUUCUGUUUUGGGUAAUAGAAAACAAUUACAUGAGAAGAAACCAAAAUUUUUAAUCAGGAAAAGUGAAGAGCUGGUGGAAUCAAAGCAUAGAAAUCACAUGUAUGUUGAGAGUGGGAAGACAUUGCUCAUAAAAAAGAAGCAAGAGACUAAGAUUGCAGGGGGGGAGUCAUUGCCCAAUGACUUGAAACACACAUCUCCAUCUAGCCCUUUGAAUAUUGCUAUGGAGGCCACCGCCAGGGUCUGUGAUGUCUCUGCAGAAGCUAAUCAGAAUGCAUUGAGGGGUGGAUUGUUUUCUUCUGACUCUGGAAAGGAGGAUUCUUUGGAGUCGAUAUCUGGAAGAAGCAGACCGAGUGGCAAGAAAAAGAAGCGGGAUAAGAGGAGUAGUUUGGAUGAAAAGGGUUGGGAACAAAGUGUAGAUAAUUCCAAUAAAAAUGCUUCACUCGACCUAGGGGACAAUUUUGGAAGCAAAUGCUACCAGAAGUCUGCUCCUUUAAAACUUGAGGAAGAUUCAAAAACAAAGGUUGGUCAGAUAGCCAUAUUUCAUGUACAAAAUAAAAUAAGUAUUCCCUCCAAGAAGGAAAAGACGCUCGAGGGCAAGAAGUCAAAAGAUAGCAAAAAUACUGGAGAAGUUGCUGAUUCGAUGAAGGAAAGCUUGAGACCUGAUGUGGGUUUGACCCUUAAAGAUACCACUAGUUCUAAUCAAGGUUUUUCUUCAGAUAAAGAUAAGAUUUGGAAAUUGAAGUUACAGGAGGAUAUUAAUAAGGUUCAAGGUAAUGGUAGAGAUGCACUGGAAACAAAUUCCGAACAGAAAUGGGGCCAAAUGGGGUCAACAAUGAGGCAUUUUCAGAAUAGGCUAAAAGGUUAUGAUCCAAUGGAUUUUGAGAUGGAGCACGAUGGCUAUUUGGAUAAGUUGAAGGUAAAAGUUAGUGGUAGAACAGUUGAUAACCACCUGUCUGGAGUGGCUGCUCCAGAUGUGGUUCCUCACCUCUAUGAUAGGAGGCUUCCCUCUCAGAUGGCUGCACCAGCUGCACCUGCUCCUGUAGUCAUAGAAGAAAAUUGGGUUCUGUGUGAUCGUUGUCACAAGUGGCGACUUUUGCCUUUUGAUACUAGACCAGAACAACUCCCUGAGAAGUGGUUGUGUAGCAUGCUUAACUGGCUGCCAAGAAUGAAUCAGUGUGACAUUAGUGAGGAUGAGACAACAAAAGCUCUCAAUGCAUUGUACCAGGCUUCAGUUGCUGGGAAUCAAAUAACCCACAAAAUCAUGCAAAUGGAAGUAUGCCAUUUAUUACUUCAGCUCAGUCUCAGCAUCUUGAUCAGAACAACUCUAGUUUCAAUUCUCAGGCUUUAUCUAUUCAAGUAA
Hibiscus syriacus is the source of this 2052-nucleotide messenger RNA. Its product is annotated as cysteine-tryptophan domain-containing zinc finger protein 7-like. The coding region runs from base 1 to 2052 and encodes 683 amino acids. NCBI's taxonomy places the organism in Eukaryota, Viridiplantae, Streptophyta, Magnoliopsida, Malvales, Malvaceae. Gene Ontology annotation, molecular function: zinc ion binding. The transcript is spliced from 5 exons. The record is from RefSeq and is a predicted model, not a curated record.